Molecule: messenger RNA, 3427 nt
Organism: Danio aesculapii
Lineage: Eukaryota; Metazoa; Chordata; Actinopteri; Cypriniformes; Danionidae
Gene: itga6b
Product: integrin, alpha 6b
Exons: 25
Coding region: 74-3331 (1085 amino acids)
Biological process (GO): integrin-mediated signaling pathway; leukocyte migration; cell adhesion mediated by integrin
Cellular component (GO): integrin complex; external side of plasma membrane
Molecular function (GO): integrin binding
Source: RefSeq, a predicted model, not a curated record
ACAACCCCACCAGAAGCGGGUUGAGUCUCAUCUCUAAAGCCAGAACUCACAGAAACUGAACCCGAACACAGACAUGGGAUCUUACAGGACUUUAACCUUACCGCUUCUCAGUUUGUUGGGAUUGACGCUGAUCUCCGCCUUCAACCUGGACACAGAAAACGUUAUCAGGAAAACGGGAGAUGCCAACAGCUUGUUCGGGUUCUCCAUGGCUAUGCACCGACAACUGAGACCAGCUGAUAAAAGAAUGUUGCUUGUUGGUUCCCCAAAGGCAAAAGCAUUGUCCAAGCAGGCGUCAAAAAUUACAGGAGGCUUGUACAACUGUGACAUAAACAUUCCUGGUCAGUCAUGCCAACGAGUGAUGUUUGACAAUGAAGAAAAUCUGCAGGUUGAAAAUAAACAGAACCAGUGGAUGGGAGUUACUGUACAGAGCCAGGGUCCUGGAGGAAAGAUAUUGGUCUGUGCACAUCGAUACCAGCGGCGCUUAUUUGUGGGCUCAGUUCAGGAACUGCGUGACUUGACAGGUCGUUGCUAUGUACUUAGUGAGGAUUUGACGGUUAAUUUGGCCUCAGAUGAAGAUGGAGGGGAUUGGAUGUUCUGCAAUGGGAGAAACAGAGGGCACGAGCGGUUUGGAUCAUGCCAGCAGGGCCUGUCCGCCACAUUCACAAAGGACUAUCACUAUCUGGUGUUUGGAGCACCAGGCGCUUACAACUGGAAAGGAAUUGUGCGGUUGGAGCAGAAGAACAGCUCCCUGUUUGAAAAGGAUAUCUUUGAUGACGGCCCAUAUGAAGUUGGAGAUGAAAACCGACUUGAUGCAGAUCUAGUCCCUGUUCCUGCUAACAGUUAUUUAGGUUUCUCUCUGGAUUCUGGAAAAAUGCUGACUAAGAGAGGUCAGUUGACUAUAGUUGCUGGGGCUCCAAGAGCCAAUCACAGUGGGGCAGUUGUGCUGUUAAAGAAGGAUGAUGCUAAAUCCUCAUUAUUGACGGCUGAGUACACCCUAGAGGGUAGUGGACUUGCCUCUUCUUUUGGUUAUGACCUUGCAGUGCUUGACAUCAAUGGAGAUGGGUGGCAAGACAUUGUAGUCGGAGCACCUCAGUACUUCAUUAAAGAUGGUGAUAUUGGUGGAGCAAUCUAUGUUUAUCUUAAUGAGGAAGGAGCUUGGGACAAGAUUACUCCAAAGAGAAUUGAUGGAGCUGCUUAUUCCAUGUUUGGUUUGGCUGUGGAAAACAUGGGAGAUGUGAAUCUGGAUGGAUAUCAAGAUGUUGCUGUAAGCGCCCCAUAUGACAGCAAUGGAGCUGGAAACGUGAUUAUCUUUCACGGUUCACCACAAGGACUGAAAAAAUCCCAGGUACUUGGAGGAAAAGAUCACAAUGUGAAACUCUUUGGAUACUCUCUUGCUGGGAACAUGGAUUUGGACAGAAAUAAUUACCCUGAUUUAGCCAUUGGAUCUCUCUCUGAUUCAGUGUUUGUGUACAGGUCACGUUCCGUUGUCAAUAUUGAAAAGACUGUCACCACCACACCGAAAGAGCUAGACCUCACUCAGAAAAACUGCAACAAUGGAAACAAUAUAUGCCUUGAUGUGAAAGCCUGCUUCAAAUUUUCUGUCAAACCCAAAACCUACAAUCCAACUCUGAAGGUGGCAUACACCAUCAGGGUUGAAUCUGAGAGGAAGAAACUGAAUCUUCCUUCUAGAGUCAUUUUCAAUCCACGCUCAAACAAUGAUUAUGAAAGCACUGGGGUCGUGGAGCUCAAGGGUCAAGGCACAGAAAGCUGUGUCACCAGAAAUCUCAUGCUGCAGGAAACCCUAAAAGACAAACUGAGAGGCAUUCCUAUCGAAGUGUCUGUGGAGAUCCUGAAUCCAGCUAAACGCAGGAGAAGACAGGCUGCUCUUCCUAACCUUCUUCCCAUGCUGGACUCGAACCAAGAAGCCACCACUGUGGCCAAGGUUCAAUUCAUUAAGGAAGGAUGCGGUGCUGACCAUCUGUGUCAGAGUGACCUGCAGCUACAGUAUAAAUUCCUCACCACGGAACCAAACAGACAAGUCUUCUUUCCCUUGCCCGAAGAAAAAGGAGUUCCCAUCCUAUCUCUUAGCGAUCAGAAGGAAAUUGCCCUGGAGAUUAAGGCAGUCAACCUGGGCGAAGAUGCUUAUGAAGCACAGUUGACUGCCUCUUUCCCCAAGUCCCUCUCUUAUUCUGCUGUUCGCACUCAAUCUGGUGAUAAACAGAUCAUCUGUUCAGUCAAUCAGAAUGGCUCACAAGCAGAUUGUGACCUUGGAAAUCCAUUCAAAAAGGAUGCUGAGUCAACAUUUCACAUCUUUCUGAGCACGGGAGGAAUUUCUUUGGAUACCACCGAAAUCGAAAUCGACCUUAAACUCAAAACGACAAGUGAACAGAAGCAAUUGCAAGCAUUCAAAGCCAAAGCCAUUGUUAAGAUCCAGCUGCUGUUGUCCCUCUCAGGGGUAGCCAAGCCAUCUCAGGUCUUCUUUACUGGAGAAGUUAAAGGAGAGAGUGCCAUGAAGCUGGCAAGUGAUGUUGGCAGUCCAAUUGACUAUGAAUUCAGGGUUACAAACUUGGGCAAACCCCUGAAGUCUUUUGGCAGGGCGUCUAUGAUCAUCCAAUGGCCUAAGCAUAACUCUCAAGGCAAGUGGCUGCUGUAUCUUAUGAAGAUGACUUCAACUGGCUUAGACAGCUUGAGCUGCACCAACUCAGAUGAGGUCAACAAACUCGGUUUAAAGGAGCCUUCAGUGUCAAGAACUAAGCGUGAAAUUGGGGGAACUGCAGCAGCACAAGGAACAGCCUCCCUUUUUACAGACAAAAGGAAAUACACACUUUUGUCAUGUGAUGAUGGUGCAGAGUGUAUAACUUUCACAUGUUCUCUUACGGGAAUGGACACUAAUGCUGUUAUUAGUCUACGUGCUUACCUUUGGAAUGCUACUUUCCUUGAGGACUAUGCAAAAUUAAACUACAUUGACAUUAUUGCUAAAGCAUCACUUGAUUUCAAGACCACAGCCACAAAUAUACAGCUGAAGAAUGAGCCAUCACAGGUACGCGUUACUGUAUUUCCAGAACGCAAAGUAGCACAGUACGGCGGUAUGCCCUGGUGGGUCAUACUGGUGGCCAUUUUACUAGGACUCCUCUUGCUGGGCUUACUAGUCUUCCUGCUUUGGAAGUGUGGAUUUUUCAAACGUUCUAAGUAUGAUGACAGCGUGCCCAGUUAUAAUGCCGUGCGAAUAAAGAGGGAAGAGAGGGACAAUAUGUCACGCAAAGACCGAAUGGAUUCUUCAGAGAAGAAACAGUGGAUGACUUCUUGGAAUGAGAAUGAGAGCUACUCAUAGCUAAAUGCUAACCUGUUUGAAAGCAAACUCAAGACUCCCUUCCUGAGACCUUUAAUACUUACCUUUGCACACACAACUCUUUUUUUUCUGUUACAA